AUGUCUAAUGCAUUAAUGCGUCGGGAGAUGUUAGGAAAGGAGUUCUGGGUCCAUUUUGUCUCAUUGUCCCCACAUGCUGCACCCAUGGAGUUGAUAAAGGGAGUCACUGACUCAAUCAGAACCUGUAAAGUUGGUGGUACUCAAGCUCAGAAAAAAACUGACAAAGGCUAUCAGAACAUAUUCAGAUGUCAGGAAGCUCAAACUCCUCAAGAAAUGCAAGCACAAAUCUUGCAACAACUAGAUUAUUCUCUAGAGUCCAGUGAGACUGAAAAAGUCAAAGUGGCUGGCACUAAUUCAGGUAUAUGUGACAGCAAUACUGCAUCAAUUAUCCAACAUUUACUGGUGCUUGGCAAGCAACUGCGUAAAUACAACUCAGUAAAGACUGAUAUUCCUGAAACAGAAGUGCGACUACAGCUAGAAUGGGAGCUUGAAAGUCUACUUGAUGACUCAACAAUUGAAGACCAUAUUAACCCGCUAUUGGGGAUGCCUGGGGUUAAUAUCCAUCAAGACAACCCCACCAAGGUCUUGCACACUGUGGGUGUAGUCAAGUAUUUCUGGGCACAAAAGGAUGGCCUCAUUGGCAAGCACUUCAAAAGUCUUGCACAGGUGAUGCCAUAUCUUAUUUACGACUUGGUUUUGCAAGAUGUCCUCAAUGGUUGGUGUGUCAUUGGAAACUUGGUUGUGCUUCUCCGGCACACCAAGAUAGACAAUGCUGAGGUGUAUUUGGCAUUUAACAGGCCAAAAGAAUUAAGCUCAACUCUCAUGUACCAUUGA
This is a messenger RNA of Serpula lacrymans var. lacrymans S7.9, 774 nucleotides long. RefSeq lists its product as uncharacterized. The transcript is spliced from 5 exons. The record is from RefSeq and is a predicted model, not a curated record. Lineage: Eukaryota; Fungi; Basidiomycota; Agaricomycetes; Boletales; Serpulaceae. Bases 1 to 774 code for a protein of 257 amino acids.